AUGAUGCGACGACUUCUUCUGCUGCAAUCGCAUCUUAUGCAGGUGGUCGUUGAUGAUCGAUGGAAGGACACUGUUUGGUCAAUGAAGAAGAUUCGAGACAACGCCGCGGAGGUCACAACAUGUGUCGGUUGUCCUCAAUGGUAGGAGGAUAUGAGAACGCUGUGCAAGUUGUUAGAUCCCAUCACGGACAUGCUGCAGAUGGUGGACAGCGACAUGAGGCAGAUAAGCAAGAUUCUGCGUCGGUACGACGAGAUGAUCGCGCAUUGUUUGUCCGCGUGUGCCGCUUUGGAGAAGGACGAGCAGGACGCGCUGCUUGAAGUGUUUGACAGACGCCGCACCAUGUUCAAGUCGCCUGCUCAUGUUGCUGCCAUGAUGUUGGACCCCGAGUUUCGAGACCGCACGAUGCCAGAUGACGAGGAGAUGCAGCACGGUUUGAAACUCGCUCUGAUUCAGUUUGGGUACCCGGAACAUUCGGAUCAGCACAACGAGGUCCUCACUGCCAUUGACAAGUUCCAUUCCAGGGAGCCGCCAUUCGACGACGUGGCCAUGGACCGGGCGGCGAGGAGCUAUACCCAUCCAGCCUGUUUCUGGGAGUCGAAGGAGAAGAGGUUCCCGCACACGGCCUUCUUCGUUGGCAGGACACUGCGUGUGUGGGCGACUGCGCUGCCUUGCGAGAGAGCUUGGUCCCGUUGGAGUUUCAUCCACUCCAAAUCUCGUAACAGAUUGGAGGUAGCGCGGGCCGAGAAGCUCGUGCGAUGCCAUUGGAACCUUCGGCUCCUCGACAGGCAGGCUAUGUCGGACGAUGCUCCCAGUGACAGGCCACAUCCGUAUGGGAGYUGGGUGCACUACUCGCAGCAGGUGGAGGAGGAGGUGCCCACCGACCAGCAGCUUGUAGCAGACCGAGGAGCCCGUGUGACGGAUGGCGACAACGAUUUUGACGACCGUCACCCGAACGUGGGCGACGACGAUGGCGCCAGUGGCAAUGAUCACGGUGACGGAGGAGAUAGGCCACGACCUGCACAUGGUGACACGAUGCGCGCCGCCGGGGCAGGGGGCGAGCACCGCACAGCAGUAGAUGACGCUCGAGAUGGAGUGCAUGAUGAUGGUUCACGACCUGUCCCGGGCGGUGACCUGAGGCGCUUGAAACGCGGACCAAGGGAAAAAGACACUAUCGCUUCACGUGUGCGCAAACGUCAUGGUGGGGUUGCUAGCAUUCCACUAUCACGAGUCCCCGCAACUGGGCAGAUUCCAGUUUCUGAGGACUCUUUCAGUGAUCACGGCGGCGAGGAGCGGAUCGAGCUGCAUGGCGGGAGCGGUCAUCCACGAGGUGACACUUCGAGUAUGCACGCGACAGCUCCGAUGGGGCCUUCUGCAGCAGUCCCAGAAUCGCAACAGGGUCCAGCACCGUUGAUGCGUCAUCCCGAGGUUCAGGGAGAGAUCARUCCUCUCCCGGCAGUGCGGGACGAGGGUUCUGUCGGUGCACUGCAUCCACUCACAUCUGCCGGAGCGGCAGUCUCAGUUGCAGCGACCUCAAAUGUGGGACAACCACUGGCAGCGGCGGAGCAAGAAAGUAUGCUCCCACUUCGCAGUGUUCAACCGCGACCACCACCUGCAUUGAUGGAGGGGAGUCAGGGGACCGUUGUUGUGUGUCAAGGCGACGAUCUCCCGGAACGUGAUAUCUCACACACUCCCGCAGCCGAGCAGAGCGCCGCAGACCAUGUCGGCCUCGCAUGCCCCACCGGCAGUCUUCCGGGUACCGGCGAGUUACUGACCAUGGACUCUGCGCUUAUGCGAGCGUCCCCGGUCACAAACAGUGGCGCGGACGCGACAGAACAGCUUGUGGUUGGGUCAUCGGCGACAGUACGGCGCGACAGAGCCACUGUUUUGCCGACAGUGGCAUUCUAUGCCAGCGGGAAGAGUACUGGGGGGAUGGAUGAGCAGGGAGUCCGGAAUGUUGGCAGGCCAUCUGCACCGUCUAUGGGUAAACGAUCCAUUGGGAGUGUGGAUGGUGCUCGGCACACCGCCAUGGCCGAGUUUGAGGACCGACACGGGAGUGCUUUGCCGACGAAGACGUCUGAUGUCCAUGCUACGAGAGCCGCAGAGGCGAGUCUUUCUCGGGCAAGGAAGUAGGCCUCGGCAAGGAAGGCGUCACGUUCAUCCUCACAUAUGCGUUCCCGAGAGAGAGGAUCGGGCGUUGUGCAUCUCGAGGACGG
Molecule: messenger RNA, 2213 nt
Organism: Chara braunii
Lineage: Eukaryota; Viridiplantae; Streptophyta; Charophyceae; Charales; Characeae
Source: the annotation of a GenBank genome assembly